Molecule: messenger RNA, 7512 nt
Organism: Trichoplusia ni (cabbage looper)
Lineage: Eukaryota; Metazoa; Arthropoda; Insecta; Lepidoptera; Noctuidae
Gene: FIBH
Product: fibroin heavy chain-like
Exons: 1
Source: RefSeq, a predicted model, not a curated record
GACUACGGAUAUGAUUCUGGAGCAGCAGGAGCAGCAGCAGCUGCAGCCGCAUCUGCCACAGGCGCUGGUAGUGCCGGAGGUGCUUACGGAUCAAGAUACGGACACGGAUAUGGUGUCGGAUCAGGAGCUUCAGCAGCCGCAGCUGCUUCCGCCGCAGCAGGCGCAGGUGGUGCAGGCGAUGCAUACGACUACGGAUACGAUUCUGGAGCAGCAGGAGCAGCCGCAGCUGCAGCAGGUGCUAGUGGUAUAGGAGGUUCAUCUGGAAGAGGCGCAAGCUAUCAGCAAUAUGUGUCAGGAUACGACUCUGACUCAGCAGGAGCAGGAUCUGCAGCAGCCGCCGCAGCCUCAGCUGCAGCAAGCGGAACAGGAAACUAUUAUGGACUUGGUUAUGGACUCGGAUCUGGAUCUGGUUCAGGAGCAUCAGCAGCCGCAGCAUCUUCCGCCGCAGCAGGCGCAGGUGGUGCAGGCGAUGCAUACGACUAUGGUUACAAUUCUGGAGAAGCAGGAGCAGCAGCAGCUGCAGCCGCAUCUUCCGCAGGCGCUGGUAGUGCCGGAGGUGCCUACGGAUCAAGAUACGGACAAGGAUCUGGUGCCGGUUCAGGAGCUUCAGCAGCCGCAGCAUCUUCCGCCGCAGCAGGCGCUGGUGGUGCAGGCAAUGCAUACGACUACGGAUACGAUUCUGGAGCAGCAGGAGCAGGAGCAGCUGCAGCCGCAUCUGCCGCAGGCGCUGGUAGUGCCGGAGGUGCUUACGGAUCAAGAUACGGACACAGAUCUGGUGCCAGUUCAGGAGCUUCAGCAGCCGCAGCUGCUUCCGCCGCUGCAGGCGCUGGUGGUGCAGGCAAUGCAUACGACUACGGAUACGACUCUGGAGCAGCAGGAGCAGCAGCAGCUGCAGCCGCAUCUGCCGCAGGCGCUAGUAGUGCAGGAGGUGCCCGCGGAUCAAGAUACGGACACAGAUCUGGUGCCGGAUCAGGAGCUUCAGCAGCCGCAGCUGCUUCCACCGCAGCAGGCGCAGGUGGUGCAGGCGAUGCAUACGACUACGGAUACGAUUCUGGAGCAGCAGGAGCAGCCGCAGCUGCAGCAGGUGCAAGUGGUGUAGGAGGUUCAUCUAGAAGAGGCGCAAGCUAUCAGCAAUAUGUGUCAGGAUACGACUCUGACUCAGCAGGAGCAGGAUCUGCAGCAGCCGCCGCAGCCUCAGCUGCAGCAAGCGGAACAGGAAACUAUUAUGGACCUGGUUAUGGACUCGGAUCUGGAUCUGGUUCAGGAGCAUCAGCAGCCGCAGCAUCUUCCGCCGCAGCAGGCGCAGGUGGUGCAGGCGAUGCAUACGACUAUGGUUACAAUUCUGGAGAAGCAGGAGCAGCAGCAGCUGCAGCCGCAUCUUCCGCAGGCGCUGGUAGUGCCGGAGGUGCCUACGGAUCAAGAUACGGACAAGGAUCUGGUGCCGGUUCAGGAGCUUCAGCAGCCGCAGCAUCUUCUGCCGCAGCAGGCGCUGGUGGUGCAGGCAAUGCAUACGACUACGGAUACGAUUCUGGAGCAGCAGGAGCAGCAGCAGCUGCAGCCGCAUCUGCCGCAGGCGCUAGUAGUGCAGGAGGUGCUUACGGAUCAAGAUACGGACACAGAUCUGGUGCCAGUUCAGGAGCUUCAGCAGCCGCAGCUGCUUCCGCCGCUGCAGGCGCUGGUGGUGCAGGCAAUGCAUACGACUACGGAUACGAUUCUGGAGCAGCAGGAGCAGCAGCAGCUGCAGCCGCAUCUGCCGCAUCUGCCGCAGGCGCUGGUAGUGCCGGAGAUGCUUACGGAUCAAGAUACGGACACGGAUCUGGUGCCGGAUCAGGAGCUUCAGCAGCCGCAGCUGCUUCCGCCGCAGCAGGCGCAGGUGGUGCAGGCGAUGCAUACGAAUACGGAUACGAUUCUGGAGCAGCAGGAGCAGCCGCAGCUGCAGCAGGUGCAAGUGGUGUAGGAGGUUCAUCUGGAAGAGGCGCAAACUAUCAGCAAUAUGUGUCAGGAUACGACUCUGACUCAGCAGGAGCAGGAUCUGCAGCAGCCGCCGCAGCCUCAGCUGCAGCAAGCGGAACAGGAAACUAUUAUGGACCUGGUUAUGGACUCGGAUCUGGAUCUGGUUCAGGAGCAUCAGCAGCCGCAGCAUCUUCCGCCGCAGCAGGCGCAGGUGGUGCAGGCGAUGCAUACGACUAUGGUUACAAUUCUGGAGAAGCAGGAGCAGCAGCAGCUGCAGCCGCAUCUUCCGCAGGCGCUGGUAGUGCCGGAGGUGCCUACGGAUCAAGAUACGGACAAGGAUCUGGUGCCGGUUCAGGAGCUUCAGCAGCCGCAGCAUCUUCCGCCGCAGCAGGCGCUGGUGGUGCAGGCAAUGCAUACGACUACGGAUACGAUUCUGGAGCAGCAGAAGCAGCAGCAGCUGCAGCCGCAUCUGCCGCAGGCGCUGGUAGUGCCGGAGGUGCUUACGGAUCAAGAUACGGACACAGAUCUGGUGCCAGUUCAGGAGCUUCAGCAGCCGCAGCUGCUUCCGCCGCUGCAGGCGCUGGUGGUGCAGGCAAUGCAUACGACUACGGAUACGACUCUGGAGCAGCAGGAGCAGCAGCAGCUGCAGCCGCAUCUGCCGCAGGCGCUAGUAGUGCAGGAGGUGCCCGCGGAUCAAGAUACGGACACAGAUCUGGUGCCGGAUCAGGAGCUUCAGCAGCCGCAGCUGCUUCCGCCGCAGCAGGCGCAGGUAGUGCAGGCGAUGCAUACGACUACGGAUACGAUUCUGGAGCAGCAGGAGCAGCCUUAGCUGCAGCAGGUGCAAGUGGUGUAGGAGGUUCAUCUGGAAGAGGCGCAAGCUAUCAGCAAUAUGUGUCAGGAUACGACUCUGACUCAGCAGGAGCAGGAUCUGCAGCAGCCGCCGCAGCCUCAGCUGCAGCAAGCGGAACAGGAAACUAUUAUGGACCUGGUUAUGGACUCGGAUCUGGAUCUGGUUCAGGAGCAUCAGCAGCCGCAGCAUCUUCCGCCGCAGCAGGCGCAGGUGGUGCAGGCGAUGCAUACGACUAUGGUUACAAUUCUGGAGAAGCAGGAGCAGCAGCAGCUGCAGCCGCAUCUUCCGCAGGCGCUGGUAGUGCCGGAGUUGCCUACGGAUCAAGAUACGGACAAGGAUCUGGUGCCGGUUCAGGAGCUUCAGCAGCCGCAGCAUCUUCCGCCGCAGCAGGCGCUGGUGGUGCAGGCGAAGCAUACGACUACGGAUACGAUUCUGGAGCAGCAGGAGCAGCAGCAGCUGCAGCCGCAUCUGCCGCAGGCGCUGGUAGUGCCGGAGGUGCUUACGGAAAAAGAUACGGACACAGAUCUGGUGCCAGUUCAGGAGCUUCAGCAGCCGCAGCUGCUUCCGCUGCAGCAGGCGCUGGUGGUGCAGGCAAUGCAUACGACUACGGAUACGACUCUGGAGCAGCAGGAGCAGCAGCAGCUGCAGCCGCAUCUGUCGCAUCUGCCGCAGGCGCUGGUAGUGCCGGAGGUGCUUACAGAUCAAGAUACGGACACGGAUCUGGUGCCGGAUCAGGAGCUUCAGCAGCCGCAGCAUCUUCCGCCGCAGCAGGCGCAGGUGGUGCAGGCGAUGCAUACGACUACGGAUACGAUUCUGGAGCAGCAGGAGCAGCCGCAGCUGCAGCAGGUGCAAGUGGUGUAGGAGGUUCAUCUGGAAGAGGCGUAAGCUAUCAGCAAUAUGUGUCAGGAUACGACUCUGACUCAACAGGAGCAGGAUCUGCAGCAGCCGCCGCAGCCUCAGCUGCAGCAAGCGGAACAGGAAACUAUUAUGGACCUGGUUAUGGACUCGGAUCUGGAUCUGGUUCAGGAGCAUCAGCAGCCGCAGCAUCUUCCGCCGCAGCAGGCGCAGGUGGUGCAGGCGAUGCAUACGACUAUGGUUACAAUUCUGGAGAAGCAGGAGCAGCAGCAGCUGCAGCCGCAUCUUCCGCAGGCGCUGGUAGUGCCGGAGGUGCCUACGGAUCAAGAUACGGACAAGGAUCUGGUGCCGGUUCAGGAGCUUCAGCAGCCGCAGCAUCUUCCGCCGCAGCAGGCGCUGAUGGUGCAGGCAAUGCAUACGACUACGGAUACGAUUCUGGAGCAGCAGGAGCAGCAGCAGCUGCAGCCGCAUCUGCCGCAGGCGCUGGUAGUGCUGGAGGUGCUUACGGAUCAAGAUACGGACACAGAUCUGGUGCCAGUUCAGGAGCUUCAGCAGCCGCAGCUGCUUCCGCCGCAGCAGGCGCUGGUGGUGCAGGCAAUGCAUACGACUACGGAUACGACUCUGGAGCAGCAGGAGCAGCAGCAGCUGCAGCCGCAUCUGCCGCAGGCGCUAGUAGUGCAGGAGGUGCCCGCGGAUCAAGAUACGGACACAGAUCUGGUGCCGGAUCAGGAGCUUCAGCAGCCGCAGCUGCUUCCGCCGCAGCAGGCGCAGGUGGUGCAGGCGAUGCAUACGACUAUGGUUACAAUUCUGGAGAAGCAGGAGCAGCAGCAGCUGCAGCCGCAUCUUCCGCAGGCGCUGGUAGUGCCGGAGGUGCCUACGGAUCAAGAUACGGACAAGGAUCUGGUGCCGGUUCAGGAGCUUCAGCAGCCGCAGCAUCUUCCGCCGCAGCAGGCGCUGGUGGUGCAGGCAAUGCAUACGACUACGGAUACGAUUCUGGAGCAGCAGGAGCAGCAGCAGCUGCAGCCGCAUCUGCCGCAGGCGCUGGUAGUGCCGGAGGUGCUUACGGAUCAAGAUACGGACACAGAUCUGGAUCUGGUUCAGGAGCAUCAGCAGCCGCAGCAUCUUCCGCCGCAGCAGGCGCAGGUGGUGCAGGCGAUGCAUACGACUAUGGUUACAAUUCUGGAGAAGCAGGAGCAGCAGCAGCUGCAGCCGCAUCUUCCGCAGGCGCUGGUAGUGCCGGAGGUGCCUACGGAUCAAGAUACGGACAAGGAUCUGGUGCCGGUUCAGGAGCUUCAGCAGCCGCAGCAUCUUCCGCCGCAGCAGGCGCUGAUGGUGCAGGCAAUGCAUACGACUACGGAUACGAUUCUGGAGCAGCAGGAGCAGCAGCAGCUGCAGCCGCAUCUGCCGCAGGCGCUGGUAGUGCUGGAGGUGCUUACGGAUCAAGAUACGGACACAGAUCUGGUGCCAGUUCAGGAGCUUCAGCAGCCGCAGCUGCUUCCGCCGCAGCAGGCGCUGGUGGUGCAGGCAAUGCAUACGACUACGGAUACGACUCUGGAGCAGCAGGAGCAGCAGCAGCUGCAGCCGCAUCUGCCGCAGGCGCUAGUAGUGCAGGAGGUGCCCGCGGAUCAAGAUACGGACACAGAUCUGGUGCCGGAUCAGGAGCUUCAGCAGCCGCAGCUGCUUCCGCCGCAGCAGGCGCAGGUGGUGCAGGCGAUGCAUACGACUAUGGUUACAAUUCUGGAGAAGCAGGAGCAGCAGCAGCUGCAGCCGCAUCUUCCGCAGGCGCUGGUAGUGCCGGAGGUGCCUACGGAUCAAGAUACGGACAAGGAUCUGGUGCCGGUUCAGGAGCUUCAGCAGCCGCAGCAUCUUCCGCCGCAGCAGGCGCUGGUGGUGCAGGCAAUGCAUACGACUACGGAUACGAUUCUGGAGCAGCAGGAGCAGCAGCAGCUGCAGCCGCAUCUGCCGCAGGCGCUGGUAGUGCCGGAGGUGCUUACGGAUCAAGAUACGGACACAGAUCUGGUGCCAGUUCAGGAGCUUCAGCAGCCGCAGCUGCUUCCGCCGCAGCAGGCGCUGGUGGUGCAGGCAAUGCAUACGACUACGGAUACGAUUCUGGAGCAGCAGGAGCAGCAGCAGCUGCAGCCGCAUCUGCCGCAUCUGCCGCAGGCGCUGGUAGUGCCGGAGGUGCUUACGGAUCAAGAUACGGACACGGAUCUGGUGCCGGAUCAGGAGCUUCAGCAGCCGCAGCUGCUUCCGCCGCAGCAGGCGCAGGUGGUGCAGGCGAUGCAUACGACUACGGAUACGAUUCUGGAGCAGCAGGAGCAGCCGCAGCUGCAGCAGGUUCAAGUGGUGUAGGAGGUUCAUCUGGAAGAGGCGCAAGCUAUCAGCAAUAUGUGUCAGGAUACAACUCUGACUCAGCAGGAGCAGGAUCUGCAGCAGCAGCCGCAGCCUCAGCUGCAGCAAGCGGAACAGGAAACUAUUAUGGACCUGGUUAUGGACUUGGAUCUGGAUCUGGUUCAGGAGCUUCAGCAGCCGCAGCUGCUUCCGCCGCUGCAGGCGCAGGUGGUGCAGGCGAUGCAUACGACUAUGGAUACAAUUCUGGAGCAGCAGGAGCAGCAGCAGCUGCAGCCGCAUCUGCCGCAGGCGCUGGUAGUGCCGGAGGUGCCUACGGAUCAAGAUACGGACAAGGAUCUGGUGCCGGUUCAGGAGCUUCAGCAGCCGCAGCAUCUUCCGCCGCAGCAGGCGCAGGUGGUGCAGGCGAAGCAUACGACUACGGAUACGAUUCUGGAGCAGCAGGAGCAGCAGCAGCUGCAGCCGCAUCUGCCGCAGGCGCUAGUAGUGCAGGAGGUGCCCGCGGAUCAAGAUACGGACACAGAUCUGGUGCCGGUUCAGGAGCUUCAGCAGCCGCAGCUGCUUCCGCUGCAGCAGGCGCAGGUGGUGCGGGCGAUUCAUAUGAUUACGGAUACGGUUCCGGGGCAACAGGAGCAGCAGCAGCGGCAGCAGGUGCAAGUGGUGAUGGUAGCGCUUACGGAUCAGGAUUAAGACUAGGAGCCGGUAUCGGUUCUGGUGAAUCAGGAGUGGCAGCUUCUACCGCAACAGGGGCUGGUGGUGCAGAUGAAUACGGAACCGGUGCAGCAUCAGCAGCGGCAGUAGCAGCAGCUGACAAUACAGCACUUGGAUUUGGUCGAUCUCGAGGUCCCGGUCGAUCACGUCACGCACAUAAAAGUUCAGUAGUAACAUCAACUCAUAAGACACCGGGUAAAAAGAUUUUGAUCGAAGAAAGUUCAGUAGAAGUAUCGACGACCGUUAAUACUUCCGCAUCAAGUGAAGAAGAAGAAAGUUACGACUUGAUUGCAUCAGCAGCUCCUUCAGCCACAGCCGCGGCGGCAGCUGUAGCACGUGGCACUGCAGAUCGUGGAAGUAAUUAUCAACAGUAUGUGUCCGGAACAGGUUCCGGAGAAGCAGCGGCAGCUUCAGCGGCUGCAGCGGCUGGAAGUGCUGGCGCUUUACAUGGGUCAGGAGCAAGACGUGGAGUUAGUGUAGGUUCAGGCGCAGCAGCAGCUUCAAGUGUCUCGUCGGGACCGAGCUAUGUAAGCAACUAUGAGUCAAGUUAUGUAGUAGGUGGUGACUCUGUUGCCACAGCUGGUGCUUCUACAGCGGCUUCUGGUGCAAGUAGAUCAUUCCGUGGACCGGGUCGUAAGAAUUGUCGUAUCACCCGUAAACAACUUUUGGUAAAGCUGGGAACUAGAAGCCAGCCUUGUCUUACUUGCUAAUUUAUAUUCCUGUUUUAUUUGCUUCAAUUUCUUUUGUUUGGGUACAUCUUCUUUAUGUAAUAAAUUUUGUUUGCAAUGAAAAAA